UGCGCGGAGGACCUGCCGUGCGCGGGCGGGAACCGACGGCGAGUGACGCGCACUGAUAAGGGAGCUGCUGACCGUCCGGCGGAGGAAGUGACGCAGCGAGGCCCCCCACUGAGCAGCGCCGGGCGCGUGACCCCGGUUUUCCAGCACGCACCUGGCAAGUGGGGUGCAGACUCGCGCAGGUGAACGGCCGACCCCACCGUAUCGCCAGAGCCGCUGACGGCGGGACCCACGACGGACACGCCCCUUGCUGACUUCUCAUAACCCCGAGUGACAAGUGGGAGUCACGAAAAGGGGCAGCACCCUGGGGUGGCUCUUCACGGAAGAGGGAGCUAAAGUCAAGGCCCUGAAGUGUGAGGUCCCGGUCUCCGAUCUGCGGGUGCCAGGGGCACCCAGGUGGUGGAGUGCAGACUGGCACGCAGGGAGAGGGUGCGCCCUGGUGUGUCCCGUGCCCCUGAAGCCCGGCUCUGCAGGGAGGCAGCCGCCACACGCCCAGCGGGGCCGGCUGCAGGGCUGCCCUGGGGGCCGACAGAGGCGGCGCCACCCGGCCUGGGGACCAAGCACCGCGGCCUCAGCACGUGGCCAGCCAAGGGUGACGCCAGCGGGUUCCCUGGGUUCUCGGAGAGGCACCCGGGGCUGGCGCGCCCUCUUCCCAGGAGAGGAGGGUGGGGAGGGGGCCAGGGGCGCGGCGUGUGAACAAAGCCCCGAGAGGACCCAGAAGUAAAAUCCGAUCCCUUGCCAGGAGAGGCGUGUGAGGCCCGAGGCCACAGAGGAGACCCUUCGACCUUGAGCAGCCCGAAGUCAUGGUGGGCUCCUGAGGGGAGGGCCGCGCUGCCAUGGAGAGUCCGGUGGCCCCCUGCGUCCUCUUCCCGGGGGACGACGGCGGCCCCGAGCCCCGGGGCCUCUUGGCCCAGGGAGUGUGCGGCCAGGCUGGGGGCGGCGGCGCGCCCGAGGCUCCGGGAGAGGGCAGCCUGCAGCCGCCGGAUGCAGCUGCGGGGGAGGGCGCUGUGUCCCCGGCGCAGUCACCCUGCAGCCUCAGCGCGUCCCUGUGCUUCAGCUCCGGGGACGAGUCCCCGCCGCAGUCCCGCGCCUCCGCUGCGGAGGGCGCAGCGGCCUCCCCGCCCUCGGGUCGCAGCGGCCAGCGGGUGGUGGAGAGGCAGUGGGAAGUCGGCAGCUCCGGCGCCCUGUCGCCCGAGGACUCCGAGGAGACCGCGUUCCCGGAAGAGCCCGCGUCCCCGGAGGAGCCCACGUCCUGGGAGGAGCCCGAGGACCCCGCGCCCGUGCCCCCCGGCGUCGGGCCCGCGCACGGGGAGCCGGACCUGGUCAUCGAGGUGUCGGGCCGCCGGCUGCGGGCACACAAGGCUGUGCUGGCGGCGCGCAGCGACUACUUCCGUGCGCGCGCGUCGCGGGACGUGCUGCGGGUGACCGGCGUGGGCUGGGCGGCGCUGCGGCUGCUGCUGGCCUACGCGUACAGCGGGCGCAUGGCGGGCGUGCGCCCCGACAACGUGGCCGAGGUGGUGGCCGGCGCGCGCCGCCUGCAGCUGCCCUGCGCCGCGCAGCGCGCGACCGAGGCCGUGGCGCCGCAGCUGAGCCUCGCCAACUGCCUGGAGGUGCUGAGCACGGCCAAGAGGCAGCGGCUGACGGAGCUCCGCGACGCCGCCUACCGCUUCAUGAGCGACCACUACCUGGAGGUGCUGCGCGAGCCCGCGGUGUUCGGGCGCCUCUCCGGGGCCGAGCGCGACCUGCUGCUGCGCCGCCGCCUGCGCGCCGGCCGGGCCCACCUGCUGGCUGCCGCGCUCGGGACCGCCGGGGAGCGCGCCGGCAGCCGGCCGCAGAGCCCGUCGGGGGACGCGGAGGGCCGCGGGGACGCCGCCGUCUACUGCUGGCACGAGGAGGCCGGCGAGUGGCGCGAGCUGACGCGGCUGCCGGAGGGCGCGCCCGCGCGGGGUUGCGGCCUGUGCGUGCUCUACAACUACCUCUUCGUGGCCGGCGGCGUGGCGCCCGCGGGCCCCGACGGCCGCGCGCGCCCCUCGGACCAGGUCUUCUGCUACAACCCGGCUACGGACCGCUGGAGCACCGUGCGGCCGCUGCGCCAGGCGCGCUCCCAGCUGCAGCUGCUGGCCCUGGACGGCCACCUGUACGCCGUGGGCGGCGAGUGCCUGCUCAGCGUGGAGCGCUACGACCCGCGCGCCGACCGCUGGGCCGCCGUGGCCCCGCUGCCCCGGGGGGCCUUCGCCGUGGCGCACGAGGCCGCCACCUGCAACGGGGAGAUCUACGUGUCCGGGGGCUCGCUCUUCUACCGCCUGCUCAAGUACGACCCGCGGCGCGACGAGUGGCAGGAGUGCCCGUGCAGCAGCAGCCGCGAGCGCUCGGCGGACAUGGUGGCGCUGGACGGCUUCAUCUACCGCUUCGACCUGUGCGGGGGCCGCAGCGACGCGCAGGCCGCGGGGCAGGCCGGCGGGGUCAGCGUGCUGCGCUACCACUGCCUGGCCAAGCAGUGGAGCCGCUGCGCCUCGCACCUGCGGCCCCCGGGCGCCCCGUCAGGCCUGCAGCCCUUCCGCUGCGCGGCGCUGGGCGACAGCAUCUACUGCGUGAGCCGCACCGGCACCUGGCGCUUCGUGCCUCCGCGGGACCGCGAGCCCGGCGCGGAGGAGGGUGCGGGAGGCAGCUUCGAGGCCGAGGCGCUGGGCGCCCCCCUGGAUGUGCGGGGCGCGCUCUUUCCCUUCGUGCUCAAUCUGCCGGAGAAGCCAGACAGAGGCGAGGAGGGCCCCGAUUAGGGCGAGCUGGGGUGCCCCGGGCGUCCUCUCUGGCGGCCCCGGGAUGGGGAAGGCCUCCUGGGAGGGGAGGAUGGGAAGGGCGCCAGGGAGCAGAAAUCAGAGUGCAGAGUGUCC
Molecule: messenger RNA, 2888 nt
Organism: Phyllostomus discolor (pale spear-nosed bat)
Lineage: Eukaryota; Metazoa; Chordata; Mammalia; Chiroptera; Phyllostomidae
Gene: KBTBD11
Product: kelch repeat and BTB domain containing 11
Exons: 2
Coding region: 834-2774 (646 amino acids)
Molecular function (GO): protein binding
Source: RefSeq, a predicted model, not a curated record